AUGUCGCUCAUCCGCACCGUACUUCCUCGCGCCAAGGCCGCCUUUGCGCGCCGAGGUGUUCACAACUCCCGUGGCCUCCUCUGGGACGAGAUCCGCAACCAGAACCACCCUGGCGACCACACGAACCCCGUGCUGUCGACGCCGCAGACGGUGUCCGUGAUCGGCGCACCCAUGACCCAUGGACAACCUCUCUUGGGCACGGACUUUGGUCCUGAUUUGCUUCGCAACGGCGGUCUUCACAACGUCAUCACGGAUUUGGGGUGGUGCGUCGAGGAAACGGGCAACCUCAACUUUCGCGCUCCGUCUGCGGGUGACCCUCAAAUCGAUCCCAGCUACGGCCGUGCCAAGCGCUCGUUCGCCGUCGGAAGCGGCUUGAAGCAGAUCGCCGACGUGGUCGAAAAGAAGGCGUCGGAAGGCAAGUUCUGCCUCGUGCUCGGGGGCGACCACACGAUUGGCGCGGGGUCGCUCGCCGGCAUCCUCAAAGUGCACCCAGACGCAGGCAUCAUUUGGGUGGAUGCGCACGCCGACAUCAACACGCCACAAACGACUGAGAGCGGCAACAUGCACGGCAUGCCCAUCUCGUUCCUGAUGCAAGGCCUCGCCGACCCCGCGCGCGUCCCUGGAUUUGAAUGGCUCGUGGACGGACCGAUCCUCAAGCCCGAGCAAUUGGUGUACAUUGGGCUGCGUGAUGUGGACAGUGGCGAGCGCCGAAUUAUCAAGGAACUCGGGAUCAAAGCAUUCUCUAUGCAAUCUGUCGACAAGUACGGAAUCGGCAAGACCAUGGAGAUGGCGCUGGACCACUUGUGCGGCAAGCAAGCGCGGCCUCUGCACAUGAGCUACGACAUUGACGCCGUCGAUCCCGUGGACGCGCCAUCCACCGGCACCCGAGUGCGUGGAGGAUUGACGUGGCGUGAAGCCAACUACGUGGCAGAAGCGGUGGCCGAGUCCAACAUGUUGGUCGGGCUAGACAUGGUCGAAGUGAACCCGUCGUUGGCUCCUGGCAAGGGCGCGGCCAUCACGGUGGACAUGGCGCUGUUGCUGAUCGGGUCGGCGUUGGGCAACCGAAUCCUUUAA
Molecule: messenger RNA, 1074 nt
Organism: Aphanomyces astaci
Lineage: Eukaryota; Oomycota; Saprolegniomycetes; Saprolegniales; Verrucalvaceae
Product: arginase
Exons: 7
Coding region: 1-1074 (357 amino acids)
Cellular component (GO): cytoplasm; nucleus; cytosol
Molecular function (GO): manganese ion binding; arginase activity
Source: RefSeq, a predicted model, not a curated record